AGCAGCAGCAGUAGUAGUAGCAGUAGUAGUAGCAGCAGUAGUAGUAGUGGUAGCAGUAGUAGUAACAGAAGUAGUAGUAGUAGUAGUAGCAGCAGUAGUAGUAGUAGUAGUAGCAGCAGCAGUAGUAGUAGUAGCAACAGUAGUAGUAGUAGCAGCAGUAGUAGUGGCAGCAGUAGUAGUAGUAGUAGUAGCAGCAGCAGCAGCAGUAGUAGUAGUAGUAGUAGCAACAGUAGUAGUAGUAGCAGUAGUAGUGGCAGCAGUAGUAGUAGUAGUAGCAGCAGUAGUAGUAGUGGUAGCAGUAGUAGUAACAGCAGUAGUAGUAGUAGUAGCAACAGUAGUAGUAGUAGCAGUAGUAGUGGCAGCAGUAGUAGUAGUAGUAGUAGCAGCAGUAAUAGUAGUAGCAGAAGCAGUAGAAUUAGCAGUAGUAAUAGUAGCAGCAGCAGUAGAAGUAGUAGUAAUAGUAGUAGUAGCAGCAGUAGUAUUAGCAGCAGCAGUAGUAGCAGCAGCAGCAGUAGUAGUACUAGCAGUAGUAGCAUUAGUAGUAGUAGUAGCAGCAGCAGCAGCAGUAGUAGUACUAGUAAUAGCAGUAGUAGCAUUAGUAGUAGCAGUAGUUGCAGCAGUGGUAGUAGUAAUAGCAGCAGCAGUAGCAGUAGUAGUAGUAGCAGCAGCAGCAGCAGUAGUAGUAGUAGCAGUAGUAGUAGCAGCAGCAGUAGUAAUAGCAGCAGCAGCAGCAGUAGUAGUCGUAGCGGCAGCAGUAGUAGUAGUAACAGUAGCAAUAGUAGCAGCAGCAGCAGCAGUAGUAGUAGUAGCAGCAGCAGCAGUAGUAGUAGUAACAGCAGCAGCAGCAGUAGUAGUAGCAGUAGUAGUAACAGAAGCAGUGGCAGCAGUAGUAGUAGUGGUAGCAGUAGCAGCAGUAGUAGUAGUAGUAGCAACAGUAGUAGUAGUAGCAGUAGUAGUGGCAGCAGUAGUAGUAGUAGUAGCAGCAGUAGUAGUAGUGGUAGCAGU
Messenger RNA from Pseudophryne corroboree (corroboree frog), 1005 nucleotides. RefSeq lists its product as uncharacterized. Lineage: Eukaryota; Metazoa; Chordata; Amphibia; Anura; Myobatrachidae. The record is from RefSeq and is a predicted model, not a curated record. The transcript has a single exon. The annotation marks the transcript as partial.